Cotesia congregata is the source of this 1968-nucleotide messenger RNA. The record is from the annotation of a GenBank genome assembly. Lineage: Eukaryota; Metazoa; Arthropoda; Insecta; Hymenoptera; Braconidae.
AUGUCAUUAACCAGCUUGGAUAAGUUUAAUAAGCGUGCAAGUAUUGCGGAAAGCGAGAUCGAGUAUUUAAAAAAAGAAAUCGAACAAUUGAAGCUUGCUCUGCAGUCACGCUCGCGAGUUUCCGAACAGCCUAAUGUCAGUGAGUUGGUCCAGGAGAACGCUAAAUUGAAGCACCGGGUCACGAUUAUGAAUCGAUACGUAGAUUCAUUGCGUCAGAAAGAAUCUAGCAGUAAAAAUACAAUGGAUAGCCAAAAAAUGCCGAGUAUAAGUACCCAGCUGGAAGAAUUAUUCCGGGAAGCUAUUAAAAAAUCUUAUUCAGAAGAUCUACCGGUUGUUAUUUCUGCUUCUGGUAAUCCAAAAUUCGGAGAUUAUCAAUGAGUUACAGAAAAUCCUUUCGAAGUAGCCACCAAAAUAGUCUCCAACAUAAUCUCGUCGCCUUUGAUAGACCGUCUGGAAGUAGCCAAGUCUGGUUUCAUAAACAUCUACCUCAGCCGAGACUUCAGCCGCUCAAUUUUAAAAAACGUGAUAAAAUCCCGUAGAGUCUUUCCCCCGGAGGUAAAAAGUCUGCGAGUAGUCGUCGACUUCUCCAGUCCUAACAUCGCGAAGGAGAUGCACGUGGGCCACCUGAGGUCCACGAUCAUCGGCGAAAGUUUAAGCCGUCUUUUAGAAUACCUAGGCCACGACGUGCUGCGCUUGAACCACGUCGGCGACUGGGGUACCCAAUUCGGGAUGUUAAUUGCCCAUUUGCAAGACAAGUUCCCCGAUUACGCCACAGUCUCUCCCCCGAUUUCCGACCUCCAGGGCUUUUAUAAAGAGUCCAAGAAGCGCUUUGACGAAGACGAAGAGUUUAAGAAGCGAGCCUACGCCUGUGUUGUAAAAUUGCAAGCAGGAGAUCCGGAAAUUACCAAAGGUUGGCAAUUAAUUUGUGACGUUUCUCGGAAGGAGUUCGAUAAUUUGUACCGAAGGUUGGAUAUUAAAUUAAUUGAACGCGGGGAGUCGUUUUAUAACAAGAUGAUGAUAGAAGUCGUCAAGGAGCUGGAGGAUAAAGGACUGCUUGAAGAGGACGAGGGUCGGAAGAUAAUGUGGGGAGAGAAGCCAAACUCUGGAAUUCCUCUGACGAUAGUUAAAUCCGAUGGAGGGUUUACUUAUGACACCUCCGACAUGGCGUGCAUUAAACACAGGAUCCAUGUUGAAAAAGGCGACUGGCUGAUUUAUGUGACCGACGCUGGACAAGCUGGACACUUCCAGCUGAUUGAAAGCUGCGGCAAGAGAGCUGGAUAUGUUAAGCCUGAGACUAGAGUUUCCCACGUGGGAUUCGGCGUGGUUUUAGGAGAAGACAAGAAGAAAUUUAAGACCCGCUCUGGAGAUACUGUAAAACUCUUGGACUUGCUGGACGAGGGACUUAAGAGAGCCCUGGACAAGCUUAUAGAAAAGGGAAGGGAUAAAGAAUUGAAUGAAGAAGAGCUUAGGGCGGCGCAAGAAGCAGUGGCUUAUGGGUGUAUUAAGUAUGCUGACUUGUCUCAUAAUAGGAAUCAUGAGUACAUUUUCUCGUUUGAUAAGAUGUUGGAAGAUAGAGGCAAUACUGCUGUCUAUUUGCUGUAUCAGCUGACCAGGAUUAGGUCCAUUGCGAGGAACGCUAAAGUUUCCGAGGAACAAAUUAAAUCGGCGGUGGAUUUGACGAUGAUAUCGCUGGAGCAUGAAAAAGAAUGGAAGUUAGCCAAGGUCUUGAUUAAGUUCCCGGAUGUUUUGCUUAAGGUUACUAAGGACUUGGUCUUGCACCCCCUUUGCGAGUUUUGCUAUGAAUUGUCUUGUGCGUUCAGUGAGUUCUAUGACAAGUGCUACUGCGUGGAGAAUGUCAAUGGGGAGAUGAAGGUUAAUAUGGGCAGGAUUUUAUUAUGUGAAGCUACUGCGCUGGUUUUGGAGCAGUGCUUUUAUCUUCUUGGACUUAAACCUGUUGCUAAAAUGUAG